Messenger RNA from Phytophthora nicotianae INRA-310, 909 nucleotides. RefSeq lists its product as hypothetical. Bases 1 to 909 code for a protein of 302 amino acids. The transcript has a single exon. NCBI's taxonomy places the organism in Eukaryota, Oomycota, Peronosporomycetes, Peronosporales, Peronosporaceae. Gene Ontology annotation, cellular component: membrane. The record is from RefSeq and is a predicted model, not a curated record.
AUGGGCUGCCUGGACUGCUUGGCGAAGUGCGUGAGCGCGCUGCUGCUGAUCACCAUCAACGUUUUCCUAGCGCUCGGCGCCGGCUUGGUACUCUAUGUGGCCGUAUUCGUGCGUCACACGGGCUGGGUGGAAGUCAUCCAGGCCUAUUGGUCUCCUAUUAACGGACUCGCUACGACGCUCAUCUGCGUGGCCGGCGUGGUCAUGGCCAUGGCAGCACUUGGUACUGUAGCCACACUUUGUCGCUGGAGAGCUGGGCUCUGCUAUUACAUGGUGUUUGUGAUACUCGUGCUGCUGCUCUUCGCCCUUGUUGGCGUUUGCUCCUUCCUGCUCUGGGAUAUGUUUUCUGGCUGGGAGGAUGAAGCGUAUCCGGCCAGCAGUAGCGAAUCAGACAUCAAGGGCGAUUUUGACCAAGUGUACUGCUACGCCCAGGGCGUGUAUAUCUGCAACGAAGGCUCAGCUUCCGACGCGCUGACCAUGUUCGCACCCGACCUGAAUUCGACUAUCACCGACUUGUUUAAGAACGUUACGGGCGGUGUCAACACACUCUGCGAUGACUACUUGAACGAUUAUAAAGAGCUCGCAGAUGUGUGCGACGGAUGUGAUAAAGCACGUGAGUUCAACCACUUUUCGUCUGUACUCGAGUGGUCUAGAAACGAGUGUGAACCUGACGCGAAAACUUUGGCGUGGUGUGGGAAUUGGUUUCUCGACGGGAAUGCAGCAAACACAACAGGGACAACAGAUCCUUACACACACUGCCGAGGCGCGUUCCUCGACCUUGUCAGCAAUUACUCACUUUACCUGGCAAUCGGAAGUGUCAUCGUCGUCAUCGGCUCAGUGGCAGUCAUUAUCAUGUCGUGCUAUCUACGUCGUCGCGACAUGUACAUGUAUGACGUCUAUGAGGCGUACUAG